Molecule: messenger RNA, 3104 nt
Organism: Mycetomoellerius zeteki
Lineage: Eukaryota; Metazoa; Arthropoda; Insecta; Hymenoptera; Formicidae
Product: CD151 antigen
Exons: 7
Coding region: 498-1292 (264 amino acids)
Cellular component (GO): plasma membrane
Source: RefSeq, a predicted model, not a curated record
GGCGCACUUCAAAUCAGUCGCGCUUCGACCUUCGUCGUGGAAGGAUUUUGCGCGUUACUCUCUGUCAGUCGAUCCGUUGGUUGCCGUACACUGUCAUUCGUGCGAUCGUCGUUCUCGAUCGUCCGUCGCGAGGUGACGUACGUCGAUUAGAGACACGUCGCGAGUCAGUGUCGUAUACAAGCGUGCUCGAGUUUUUUCUUUCUUUCGUUAUCGGGUCAGUGCCAAGAUACGCCAUUACGCGAGUUCCACGCCGGCGGCGGUGACGCGCGUCGCCUGGGAUCAUCGUCGGUGGAUGCUGCUCAGCUGCUCGUGGCUGCUGUGCGAGAUCUCAAAAACCGUCAGAUCGAAUAGCCGCCGCGUGGAAUAGAGAGCUUCGAGGACUUUGAAAUAGACAUGUGCGUCAAGGAUCAAUUGGACGUUAUUCGCCAAUGACAUAGGCAACGGCAACAAGGUGACAACGAGGACUGUGACGCACACAGCCCAACAAUCGACUGAAAAUGGCCAAAAGCGCUGAGAGAUUACCCGGUACUUCUACCAGACUUAGGACCAGGGAUGACGGCUGCUGUUCCGUGAAUUUCUUGAAAUACGUUCUUCACAUUUACAACGUGGUGCUGUUUCUGUCCGGACUGGUGGUAGGUGGCAUCGGUAUCUGGACGGUGGCAGCGAAGCACAGCUACGUGUCACUGAUGUCCACGUCGACGUAUCCUACUUUGGCCUACGCCUUGAUCGUCGCAGGUGUACUGGCUGUCAUCGGUAGCUGGCUCGGAUGCGGCGGCGUAACUUCUGAAAAUCGAUGUAUCCUCCUCGUGUACGUCUUCGUGGUGAUGGCAGUACUCGUUCUGGAGGCUGGAGUCGGUGCACUGGCGCGUCUGUAUGAGGAACAAGUUGGCCCUGAAUUGAAGAUGAAUUUGAAUCGUACCUUCCUCGAGAACUACGCCGUACGAUCCCGAGAAACCGCGGCCAUCGACCAGAUGCAGAAAGAAUUCAAAUGCUGCGGUGCCUUGAGAUUCGAGGACUGGCUCGUGAGCGAGUGGCAUAAGGAUGAGGAAGUCCUCAAGAACGGCAGCGUCGUACCUGACAGCUGCUGCAAGACGCCGACGUUACUUUGCGGAAAAAGGGAUCAUCCCUCCAAUAUUCAGUACACGGGCUGCAUUUACAAGUUCCUGGAAACGACGAAGGACCACCUGAUAAUCCUGGGCGCUGUCGGACUCGGUCUGUCUGUUCUCGAGCUCUUCGGCAUCGUUCUUGGCUCUUGCCUUUAUAUAAAGCUCAGGCACGACUUUGACGACUGAGAAUUGCUUCAAUGCCCCGAGGGCAACAACAACGGCCAGUCGUGGUGCAGAUACAUGCAGAACAAUCCGGAGACCGUUUGAUCGUCGGAGUAGGGGCGGGAGGACGCGCGAUUACAGCCGCGGGAUCGUACGGAUGAAAGGGAAUCAUCCUCAACCGCGGACUCUCGUUCGCCACUCCCUCCCCCUAACGCGUUCAGAAAGGUAUCAACAAGUGAAAAUAGAGGUAACGAUAAAGAAACGGUGCCGCCUUCGUCGAUCGUUGCCUCGCUUCCCGCGAACUUUAUGCAAAUUACGUGAUUACGGACAAUCAAAGAAGGAAGCGAAAAUUCGAAGGUAAAAACGCAUAAAUUGUAAAAAUCGUUCCGGCGUCUCGGGGUCUGAAGGCAAAAGGUGCUUCUGAUCGUUGAACACUUGUGCAACGGAGUUGGGUUUAAGACUCGUCUGCAUUACCAACGAUAUUAAAUAGAUCCUUUCAAAGACGGUGCUAUUACAAAGAAAUGAGAGAAAAAACUGAAACGUAUCACGAAGAUUGCUCCUGAAAUCGAUCGGCUUUGUUCGUGCCUUCGUAAUGAUUUAUUUCACAAUGGUACCGUCUUUAUUGUAUCGUUUCAGAAUUUUCACGAGCUCGCAACAAUGCCAACAGGUUUUAAAUCCGGCUUUAGUGCCUUUUCAAACGGCGUUCCCACGCAAGAAAUUACAAAGAUAUGAACACAGUUUUAAUAAACAAGCGUGCGUGGACGCAUUUGCAGGACCAGUAUAAUUAUCUCGAGUAUGUAUCUAAGGCCUUUCGCGAUCGGCGCAGUCGAUUGGUUGCGCGACUCACGACUAGCCGAAACUGUAGUUCUCGCUAUCAAUGGUGUUUGAAUAUUUUCUGUGGUAUUUUCUCCCGAAUAAAAACGAGUCUAGAUCCUUUUUUAUAGUGCAUCGUCAGCCCGUUGACGUUAAUUAGCCAGAUAGCCAAGAGAAUGUAUUGCAAACUGUAUAUUACAGUAGAACACCAGCAACACAGCCGAGAUAGUUUAUUGUUUUCCUAAUAUCAAUAGAAAUAUAUCGGAAAACGAGCAGACCUUACAUUCCCAUCCAAUAAGUUUAUUUAUCGUUAUUCUAGCGUCAAAAUGACGACAAGUAACGUUAUCUUGUUUGCUGGAUUACGACAUCAUGAUGGCAAGAUAUGCUCCAUUUCUACUGCAUUUCCGUUAUUACAUUAUGGCAAAUCGUAAUGGCAGAAACCAAAUUAAAGAGCAUACAAUAGAUAGGAAUUUACUUUAAAAUCAUGACUGAAUUUGCUGGCAACUACUGACAUAUUUCAUUUUGGCUAUCUGGGUACACAAAGUCUAAUCGUUCCGUCGAGCGUAAUAUUUUAUAAACUCGACGAAAUUUUGCACGCGCGAAGGCGCUGACUCGAUACUGCCAUUGCAAAUUUGCACAAUUUUUAAUCGCGUUUCAAGUACCGCGAUUGUAAGAGCCAUGACAAAAAAAUUUCUUGCGCAUUAUGGGAGUAGCCACGUGACCAUGUCUGACUUCUCCCAUAUAACAAAAAGAUCUGAUCGAGUUAUGUCAAUUUUCCUACGGUUGGAUCGCACGUCAUCGAGUUUAAUUUAUACAUCUCUUUUUUUUCUUCUUGGCUCGCGCGAGCUGCGUCGAUGAAUAAAUACGUAUAAUCGAACGAAUCCACUUGCCAUAAACACGAUGACGGAUCGAUCUGUAUCCGGUGCAGCGAAGACAAGGCAAAAAUCGACUUGAUAGAACUGUAAACAGUGCCUUCAUGAUAUUGUUAAGCUCAGAGAUAUUUUAGAGUACACAUAAAAAAAA